This is a messenger RNA of Penaeus indicus, 968 nucleotides long. RefSeq names its product acyl-coenzyme A diphosphatase FITM2-like. The record is from RefSeq and is a predicted model, not a curated record. Gene Ontology annotation, molecular function: coenzyme A diphosphatase activity. The transcript has 2 exons. Lineage: Eukaryota; Metazoa; Arthropoda; Malacostraca; Decapoda; Penaeidae. Bases 336 to 968 code for a protein of 210 amino acids. Gene Ontology annotation, biological process: lipid droplet organization; lipid storage; phospholipid biosynthetic process. Gene Ontology annotation, cellular component: endoplasmic reticulum membrane.
UCGACUAAAAACAAAGUCUGAAGGGCGGCCUGAACCAUACUCUGUCGCCUUGUAUUGGCAUUUUUUGGCUUAUAUGAGAAAGGAGCAGAUUCCAUAAAUGAAGCCCUUGGUAUAAUAUCCCUCUCGAUGCCACAAGCGAGGAGUGACACGGCGCGAGAGGGGAAGGAGAGAGCAGAGGGGGACGACCGCCGCCGCCACGACCUGAGUCCAGAAAUAGACUUGGCCGAGCGGUGAGGUCGAGGCGUCGGCGAGUCACUGUCAAUGGCCAGCAGGUGAGCCUCGACUCGAGGUUCUUACGGCCGAGAAGGAGGACCAGCAGGAGCGAGGCAGCAGCCAUGCCUGCGGGAACGGCCUCCGCCCGGAAGGGUCGCAGCGCGCCGUCGCAGAGGUCGUUCAAGGCCCCCAUAGAGAAGGGGCGGUGGGCGGCCAAGGGCACCAAGCCCCUGCCCGAGCAGGCGUCCGUCCAGCACGUCCUGAGCCUCAUCGUGGUGCAAGGGUGCCGCAAGGUCCUGUUCAUCGAGACGGAGGUCAAGAUCGCGCUGUACUCCCUCUCGCUCUUCGUGGGCUCGCUGCUCUGCGACUUCCUGCCCUUGCCCAGGAUCUACAUGGGCCAGAGGGACAAUGUCUUCAACGUGUACUUUGUCAAGUUCCUGUGGGUGUGGCUGCUCCUGGUCGUGGGCGCUUUCGUACUCCUGACCAGCGCGACCAUAGGCUGUGGGCACAGGGAGGUCAUCAGGAGGCACAUGUCGCGCCUCCUGGUCGGCACGUGCCUUUGGUACUUCUGGAGUCAGGUCUUCUUCGGGUACGUGGAGAGCCGCACGGGAACCUGCCUUGGACGCGCCAUUAUCAAGGAUAAGUACGAGUGUAAUGGCGGAGGAUUCCACUGGCAUUCGUUUGAUAUCUCAGCCUUUGGUGUCCUCAAUUUACAACCUCCCUUUGGCGUAGGGUCUACUUUUGCAUACAAUUAA